Molecule: messenger RNA, 1942 nt
Organism: Aphidius gifuensis
Lineage: Eukaryota; Metazoa; Arthropoda; Insecta; Hymenoptera; Braconidae
Gene: CSN3
Product: COP9 signalosome complex subunit 3
Exons: 4
Coding region: 472-1806 (444 amino acids)
Biological process (GO): ubiquitin-dependent protein catabolic process
Cellular component (GO): COP9 signalosome
Source: RefSeq, a predicted model, not a curated record
CCGACACCUUAAUCAAUAGAGCGGUAAAAUUUAAAAAAUAAGUUCAAAAACAAUAAAAAAAAAAAACAAUAAGGCUAUUAUUAAUAAAUAAUUUAAAUUAAUUUGUACAUUAAUGAUAUUUAUAUUUAAAAUUAUUUAUAUUAUUGAUGAGAAGACACUAUACAAAUUUUUUUUUAACAAACAAAAAUAAAGUAGUUUUAUGAUUUAUUUAAAAAAUAUAAUCAAUUGAUUAAUCUUCAGAUUCAUGCUCAAAUUCAACGUUAUAAAUAAACACGACAAGAACAGGAAAGCACUGGAAAAGACGCUAGAUUGAAGAUUCGCUUUAAACUAGCUGCAGCUGUCGUCCAUUAUAAACACUGCCUGUAAAUAGAAGAAAAAAAAAUUAACAAACGAAAACAUCAAUUAUUAAUAAAUAAAUAAAAAUAUAUUCACCUUUAUACUGGUAAUGAUAAAGAAUUAUUAAUUAUCAUAAUGUCUGCACCACAAGUAGAGCAAUAUGUUAAUCAUGUAAACAUUCUAACAAAUCAAGAAAAAUUUCAUGAACUUGGUGAAAUAAUAAGUAAAUCAAUUGAGCCAUUAGCUAAAAAUUUACAACACUUGGACGCAUCAUUGGAGAGUCUUGAACUUCCCAAGCAUUCAUUGGGUAUUCUUGCUGUUCUUGUUGCAAAAUUUAAUUUGGCAAUUCAAAAUAUUGCCAGUAAUCCAGAUGCUUGUAAGGCAUUAUUUAUUCAGUUCAAAGAAUUUAUAAAUAAAUGUGCUAUUAAUCAAGUUAGAUGUGCACCAGAAUUAUUUGCUGAACUUUGUCAUGUUUUUACUCAAUCACUUGUUGAAUUAAAAAUACCAAUUCAAGGUAUUGAUAUACUUUGUCAAGCAAUUAAAAAAUAUCAAACAUCAAACAAUCAAUUAACAUCAAUUCAUUCGGAUUUAUAUAAAUUAUGUUUAUUGGCAAAAUGUUUAAAGCCAUCACUUGAAUUUAUAAAUGUUGAUGUAACAAGUAUUAGUAAUGAAUGUGGACAACAAGAUUCAAAAUAUUUUCUUCUUUAUUAUUAUUAUGGUGGUAUGAUUUAUACAGCAUUAAAAAAUUAUGAUCGUGCUUUAUAUUUUUUUGAAGUAUGUAUAACAGUACCAGCAAUGGCUGUUAGUCAUAUUAUGCUUGAGGCAUAUAAAAAAUAUAUAUUAAUAUCAUUAAUGAUACAUGGUAAAAUAAAUGACAUACCAAAAUAUGCAAGUCCAGUAUUGGUUAGAUUUAUAAAACCAUUGAGUCAACCAUAUCAAGAACUUUCUGUUGCUUAUCAAACACACAGUUGUGAAGAUGUACAAGGUGUUAUUAAUAAAUAUCAAGAUAUAUUUAUUAGAGAUAAUAAUCGUGGUCUUGUUGGACAAGUUUAUAGUUAUUUAUAUAAAAAAAAUAUACAAAGAUUAACUAAAACAUUUUUAACAUUAAGUGUUACUGAUGUUGGAAGUCGUGUACAAUUAUCUGGACCAGCUGAAGCUGAAAAAUAUGUUUUAAAUAUGAUUCAAGAUGGUGAAAUAUUUGCAACAAUUAAUCAUAAAGAUGGAAUGGUUGUAUUUCAUGAUGAUCCAGAAAAAUAUAAUUCACCACGUAUGUUGGCACGUUUAGAAAAAGAAAUGGCAAUAUGUGCUGAACUGGAUAAAAAAGUACUUGAACAAGAAGAACAAGUUAUGCAAAUGCCACAAUUUAUACGUAAAACAUGUGGACAACUUGAUCAAGAUGAUAAUUCAUCAAAUUUAUCAAGUAACAAUGUUAGCCAUAUAAUGUCUAAACAUAAUCCAUAUUCAAUGUAAUAUUUUUUUUUCCUUUAAAAUUGUCUUCAGCAAUGCUCAAAUGAUGCUACUAAAAAGUGUAAUGAGAUUAAUGAGACAAAUAUUAAUUAAUUAUUAAAAUAAAUACAAUAAAUAAUAAAAGUUUUUUUAUGAAGAA